AUGGAUACAAGUGGAUCAUCUGGUUAUAUUGGGAAGACACAACAUCUCCCUGAGCUGAGGAUUGUGCUGGUGGGAUCGGAGGUAUGUUCAGCAGGAAACACCAUCUUGGGCAAACAGGAGUUUGCACCUGGAAUAAAAACUCUAGAGGGUAAGAAGGUGCAGGCUACCAUAGAUGGGAGGCAGGCCACUUUGGUGCACACACCUGGCUGGAUCUGUUAUUUUCCUGUUGAAGAUUCUCCAGAUCUGCUGAAAGACCAGAUUUUGUCUAGUGUGUCUCUGUGUCCCCCUGGACCCCAUGCUUUCCUGUUGCUCAUAAAUCUGGACUCUUCAUUCCAAGAGAAACACAGGAUAGCAGUGCAGGAACACCUGGAGCUUCUCGGCGAAACAGUGUGGAGACACACUAUACUGCUGUUCACCUUUGGGGACACUUUCAGGGGAAUGACCAUCAAGCAGCACAUUGAAGAAGAAGGACAGGCCCUCCAGAUACUUAUAGAGAGAUGUGGGAACAGGUACCAUGUCCUCAGCAAUAAGGAAAGGGGGGAUAACAUGCAAGUCACAGAGCUGCUGGAGAAGAUUGAAGAGAUGUUAGCAGGUCGAAUUGUCCUUCCUCUCAAGACUGAGACACAAAGUGAAGUUAUGGAGGAGAUAGACGAGAAGGACAGAGAGACCCUGGGGGUUGAUCUCAGCACAGAGAAGCAGAAACGGAGCUGA
Molecule: messenger RNA, 711 nt
Organism: Conger conger (European conger)
Lineage: Eukaryota; Metazoa; Chordata; Actinopteri; Anguilliformes; Congridae
Product: GTPase IMAP family member 4-like
Exons: 2
Coding region: 1-711 (236 amino acids)
Molecular function (GO): GTP binding
Source: RefSeq, a predicted model, not a curated record